This is a messenger RNA of Pediculus humanus corporis (human body louse), 621 nucleotides long. RefSeq names its product granzyme B precursor, putative. Gene Ontology annotation, biological process: proteolysis. The record is from RefSeq and is a predicted model, not a curated record. Bases 1 to 621 code for a protein of 206 amino acids. The transcript is spliced from 3 exons. Gene Ontology annotation, molecular function: serine-type endopeptidase activity. Lineage: Eukaryota; Metazoa; Arthropoda; Insecta; Psocodea; Pediculidae.
AUGGCUGGAAUUUUCGUGAAUGAUAAACCGGUUUGCGGUGGUGCUUUUAUCAGGAACGACCACGUUAUCACAGCAGCAGAUUGCGUACACGGUAAGACAAACAUUGUUGUGAGCGUGAAUUCAGUUAAACCAAAUGAAAUGGAAAAGAAAAACGUUAAAAAUUUUUACGUUCAUCCCUACUACAGGCCGUCUUUAAAAGGUUACAAUGUUGCCGUUGUUAAAGUCGAUCCAUUUCCAGAUCCGGUUAUAUUAAAAUUAUCAAACGUCGAUCCGAAACCCGGACAAGUUUUAUUAACGAGUUCAUGGAAUCCAGAAAGUGAAGAACAACGAUUCGAAUCUGAGGAAUCGAUAGUGGUCGAAAGGUCAAUUUGUAAAAAAUCACUUUCGUCGCAAAUUAAAAUAAAUGGAAAAUUAAUAUGCAUGAAUAUGGAAAAUACAAAAUUUCCUUUUUUCAAUGGAAAUCCUUUGACGUUUGUCGAUCCGGAUGACGACGACAUUAAAAUCCUUUUUGGCAUUGGAACUUAUUCCGUGGAAAAUUCAACGGAAAGGAAAAAUUUACCAAAUGUUUAUGUAAACGUUGCCAAUAUGGAAAUCGAUAGUUUUUUACAAACAUUUGUUUAA